Amaranthus tricolor (Joseph's coat) is the source of this 3553-nucleotide messenger RNA. Its product is annotated as filament-like plant protein 7. Lineage: Eukaryota; Viridiplantae; Streptophyta; Magnoliopsida; Caryophyllales; Amaranthaceae. Bases 572 to 3130 code for a protein of 852 amino acids. The transcript has 7 exons. The record is from RefSeq and is a predicted model, not a curated record.
CACCUACCAAUCCUUGUCUCCUUUUUCUUUACCCAAAGCUUUUCUCAAGUAAGACUAUGUGCUUUCCAUUUUGCACUCUCUACUCUACAACCGGCAAACCUUUCCAACAUUUUGCACAGGUCAAUUGGAUUUCGGAGUAAUUGCUUAAUAAGAAAAAAACAUUACCCACCUUUUUUCCAUUUCCUCUCAUAAUUUCCAUUAAUACAUUUUGAGUAAUAGAAGAAUUUUCUUACCUUUUUUUACUGCUCUUCCCAUGCCUGUUUUUCCCUUUUUUAAUUGUGUCGGCGCUACUCUCUUUUACAUAAACCCCUAAAUGCUCUCUCUCUUUAUGCUCUUCAUUUUCCAUUAAUUUCUAUUCACAAUUCUCAGCUUUUUUCUUUCUCUGUUUUCUCUCUGUUGCGUGUUUUUCUUCGCGAUCACCGAUUGUCAGAAACCUGAAAUCUACGAGGAAGAAAAAUAAUGCUGAUGUCAAAUUUUUAUAGGAUAAAUUAAAGGUGGUUAGAAGCCAAACACUUAAAGUGAAGCAGUUUUGAACAGUAAGUGAUCAUUAGAGAGCAGAAGAGCUAGCCAGAUGACAGAUCACAAAUCAUGGCUAUGGAGGAAAAAAUCCUCUGAGAAAACCAUCAGUGAGGCUGAGAAAUUGGAACUUGCUUCAAGAGAGAAUGAGAUACAUGUACUUCUAGCUGAAAAAGCGGAACUGGAGAGAGGUUUUAAAGACUUGGAGGGAAAACUUUCUUCUGCCCUUGCUGAGUGUCGUGCGAAAGACAAUCUUGUGCAGAAACACUCUAAAACAGCAAAAGACAACCUUGCAGGAUGGGAGAAAGCAGAAGCGAAAGCAGUUUCACUAAAGGAAGAACUCGAUGAAGCUGUGAAAGAGAGAGACAUCAGCGAAGAACGGACAAGACAUUUGGAUUCAGCACUAAAGGAGUGUAUGCAGCAGCUACGUUUUGUUCGAGAAGAAAAAGAGCAGAGGAUCAAUGAUGUUCUGCGUAAGGCAUCGGAGGAACUUGAGGAGACUAAGAUGUUCUUGGAAGAGAAGCUAGAACAAUCGGACAAAAUGAUAGCCAAGAUGACGGCAGAAAAUUCUCAGCUUUGCAAGGCGAUUCUGCUCAAAGAUCAGCUAAUCGAGGAACUAAAUCAAGAAAAAGCCAAGGUAGAAGCUGAUGUAAGUGCUCUUUUGGCUAGACUGGAACAGUCGGAGAAAGAAAAUAAUUCAUUGAGGUAUGAAGUCAGAGUUCUUGAGAAGGAAGUCGAUAUUCGAAACGAGGAGAAAGAGUUUAAUCGUCGAACAUCCGAUGCCAAUCAUAAACAGCAUUUGGAAAAUGUCAAGAAAAUCGCAAAGCUAGAGUCCGAGUGUCAAAGACUUCGUGUCCUGGUAAGAAAGAGAUUGCCGGGUCCUGCAGCUCUGGCAAAGAUGAAAAGUGAAGUAGACAUGUUAGGAAGAGAUUCUUUGGACAUUCGUAGGAAAAAGUCCAACUUAAGCACCGUCAGUAGCAUGCGGUUGGACUAUGGAGUAGAUGGCUAUCCUGAUUCCCCCGACAAGAAGCUAAAUAUCUUGACUGAGAAAAUUUAUACAUUAGAGGAAGAAAAAAGUUAUAUGCAAGAAAAUCUCGAGAAGAAGACGAGUGAGCUUCAAAUUCUGAGCAACAUGUAUAUCCAGACGGCAGCAAAAUUGUCGCAGUUAGAGGCACAACUCGAAGAAUCACAUAAAACCGAACUGAAUACAUGUAAUGCAAAAAGUAGCUUGGUGUCACAUGAUCUGUCAUUGGCUUCAAUAUCAGAUGUUGGGAGUGAUGAUAAAGUUAGCUGUACGAGUUCAAGGGCAUCUAAAUGUGUUGGCAUGUCGGACAUGAAUCAUCUCAUGGAUGAUUUUGCGGAGAUGGAAAAGUUGGCUCUUGUUUGCAUCGAUAAACCCGUUGAAAAUUCUUCUAUCACAAAUAAUGAAAAUAUUGGAAAAGAGUUGGUUCCAAUAGCUUCACAGGCUGAUGUGAACAUGGCAUCGAAAUGGAGCAACUCAAUUUCAAAGUUGAUCGAGAUUGUUCGUGGGAUUAAUAUUCCAUCUGAGGAUCAUGAUGCUACUCGUGUUUUCCAAUGGAAAACUUCUGAACUAACUUCUAUUCUACAGAAUUUCCUUCAUAUUUGUGAUGAUUUGCUGAAUGAAAAGUCCGACAUUGACACAUUUACUCGAGAAUUGACAUGUGUUUUGGAAUGGCUAUUGAACCGCUGUUUUCCUUUACAAGAUGUCUCGAGCAUGAAAAAUAUGAUAAAGAGACAAUCAUUACUAACAGAUGGAUGUGAUAGUGAAAUUUCAGAGUGUGAAUUCUUGAAAAAUAGACUUCAGGAAUUAGAAAAUGCAAUGGCAAGUUUGCAAGUAGAAAUGGAGGCCUUGAAGCACUCGAAGGAAAACGUGGAGGAACUGUUCGAAGUUCUUAUGAUGAUGAACGAAGAUCUAAAUACACAGCUUUUAGUAGUUAAUUCUAGUAUGGAUGAGGCUCACAAAAAGAUGGCAUCGUUGCAAGCAGAGGUGGAUUGUAAGGUGAAAGAUUGUGAUGCGUUGGAGACGAACUGCCUUAAUUUGCAGGCUGAACUUGAGAGGUCGCGAAAGGUGAAUAUCGUUGAACAUCCAAGUGAGGACGAAAAGCAUCUCCGAACUGAAUGGGAGAUAUCGGCAGCUUCAGAGAAGUUGGCAGAGUGCCAAGAAUCGAUCUUAAAUUUGGGAAAGCAACUGCAGGCAUUAACAUCAUCACGAGAUGCUGUGUUGUCCGACAAAUUUAUGUCCACACCUAGUAAGACAAUUGCCCCUGCUGCCAUUACCGAAACCAUGGAAACUGAAAAGAAGCUAACAUGCCAAAGGUCAUCUCUUAUGGACCAAAUGCAAGCAGAGGAUCAUGAGGAAACCGAUGACCUCGAAUCACCAAAGACCAAAGAAAUGAUCUACGCCAAAGAUUCCGGUUCACAACGUACAGGUAACAAUGCUACAACAACUAACAACGAAAUUGCUUUGUAUUCUAUGGCCAUCGUACCAAGCAAGUCAGCACAAACUACAUCAGGUGGACUCUUUAAAAAGCUUUUAAAGAGGAAGAAGAAGGUUAGUAGUAAGAAGAUGGCACUUCCGUUUGCUGCAGCGUGAGCCUGUAUAAAGCUAAUAACCGAAGGCGGGGUUGAGGAGAAUUUGAUAAGUUUCAUCGGCAGCAGAAAGAAGUGCGUAUAAAUUAAUGAUCAUUUGAAUAUGAUCCUGUGUUGUCUGUGUAGAUAUGUUGGAUGUAGAGAAGGUAUGUUUUUUAAGUUUAAUCUGAGGGUCAGGGGUACAACGAACCUAUAUGAAAAGCAGAUUUACUGUCUGCUUUUGUGUGCUACAUGUGUUGAUUUUGUGUCUUUAUGUACUCAUUAACUAAAAAGAGUAAAUGACCUUUUGAAACUCACUUGGUUUCUGCUGGUCAUAUAGGUUUGAAGUUGUGUCCGAUGAAAACAAGUUGGCAUAAAAGUUGGUGAAUAGCCUACUCUUAUACUUCUAUUAAGUUAUCAAUUAAAUUGACUAAAUUUAAUAAAAAAA